AUGGCGCCUACUGGCACUGUGGACUCCACUACAACAGGUCACGAGAGAGACGAUGUGACUAUGAGCGCAGACGCCGAAUCAUAUGUGCCACCGGCAAGUCAUGCCACAGACCCAACCUUGACGCAGUCACUGUCGCCUACGGCUUCGGCAACGGCUGAUUCAGCAGUCCCCGGGAUGCCUCCCAGGCCCCCUCCUGGUAUCAGCACGACCAAGCCUGCCAUGAGCCGUUUGAACACUUUUUAUGCGGAAGGCGACUUCCGGAAUAGCUCAACCCAAGAGUUGCGGGAUCUGAAAUCUGACAUGAUGUGCAAUUGGCUCCAUCAGCAGCAGCUGGAGAAAAUGUGGUCGGCCAAUGGGUUGGAAGAAGGAGUCAUGCUCAAGAAAGCCAAAGACGAUUACAAAUGUGCCCCCGAAGAUCUUCGGUCUCGUCCAGACGGCAUCUUCGAUGCAGUGAGGAAGCUUAAUGUCAAGUGUGCCAUGACUGUAAACACGAACAUCGUCAAGCUUCUGCUACGCAAUCCCGGAUCAUCUUUUCUUCCCCUCGACUCAGGGCUGCGGCUACAAAUCCUUCCUUCUAUUUGUUAUCUCGCAGAUUGCCAAAAGCACCAUUUUGCCGCCUUCAUCCAGGAUUACGCGUAUCUCAUUGUCUGGGACGAUGAUCCCAAUCAUUUAAUCCAACGGGUCCAAGACAUCGAGGAUCAAUUAAUCAGCAUAGUCUGGAAAGAAGAAGCCUCGGACGAUGUCGAUUCUACGCUUCCAGCCACCAGUGCAAUGCCCAGUACCGUCAAUCUUGGUGCUGGAGAAGAUUUCCUGGAUUCAGAGGGCAUCGUCACCCCGGCCCCGCGUAGGGUCGUCCUCAUACAGUCCUUCCUGACGGCCAUCACACUCAUUCUGCUUGUCAGCGCCAUUGGAAGUGGCUGGCGUGAGAUCGCAAUUGAGCUUAAAGUGGACAAGUCCUGGAUCCGGCUCGCCUUCAUUCUUGUUGUACCCCUUCAGUGCUGGCUGGCACUCUUCUUCAUGCAAUCCGUUGCCGGCUGCAUAGCACAGAUGAUUGGGCCCAUCAGCCAGAUGACCUCAAACACCAAGUUCUUCUCGGGUCAAGCACCAGCUCGUCUUUCGACAAGCUCCACCCUUCCUCACGUCACAAUUCAAUGUCCUGUUUACAAGGAGGGCCUCUGGUCAGUGAUUGAUCCCACCAUCAAGUCCAUCAAGACUGCCAUUUCUACAUAUGAGAUGCAAGGCGGGACUGCCAACAUAUUUAUCAAUGAUGACGGCAUGCAGCUCAUACCUGCCGACGAAGCCCAGGAAAGACGUGACUAUUACGACGAGCAUAAUAUUGGCUGGGUUUCUCGACCGAGGCACAAUCCCAAACCGGUCGAUGGUGGACUGCCUUUCAUCCGUGCAGGCAAAUUCAAAAAGGCCUCGAACAUGAAUUAUGCGCUUAACGUGAGCGCCCGUGUGGAAGAUAGGCUGGCACUUGUCGAACGUACCGAGACUUGGACAUCCGAAAACGAGCGCGAAGCCUAUGAAUCUGCCCUUGGUGAGAUCAUUGUGGAGGAUGAAGGUCGCACGCAAGCGGAUGGUAAUAUCCGCAUUGGCGACUAUAUCCUCCUUAUUGAUUCUGACACAAGAGUCCCUGUGGACUGUUUUCUUGACGCCGUCAGUGAGAUGGAACAUUCCCCCGAAGUCGCCAUCAUCCAAUUCGCCUCAGGAGUCAUGAACGUCACAGACAGCUGGUUCGAAAAAGGCAUCACUUUCUUCACCAACUUGGUAUACACGGCAAUCCAGUACGCCGUUUCCAAUGGUGACGUUGCACCAUUUGUGGGGCAUAACGCAUUUCUGCGCUGGAAGGCUGUACAGGACGUUGCAUACGUAUACCCAGACGUGAACGAUGGCAUAAUCAAGGAGAAGUAUUGGUCUGAAGCAACCGUCUCUGAAGACUUUGACAUGGCUCUACGUCUACAGACGAGCGGGUAUAUCUUGCGACUGGCGGCCUACGCAGGGCAGGGGUUCAAGGAAGGUGUUUCGCUCACGGUGUACGACGAGCUCGCACGAUGGGAAAAGUACGCCUACGGCUGCUCGGAACUCAUUUUCCACCCAUUCGCCCAGUGGGUGACCAAAGGCCCUUUCACCCCCCUUUUUCGCAACUUCAUCAAGAGCAAUAUGCCGUUCCCGUCGAAGUUGACGAUUAUGGCGUACGUUGGCACGUAUUAUGCAAUCGGCUCGGCCUGGAUUCUGACCUUGCUCAAUUACUGUAUCGUAGGAUGGUUCAAUGGCCACCUCGACCACUACUACAUUGACAGCUUCAAGAUCUACUUCUCCAUUGUCCUGGUGUUCACAGCACUAGGGAAUAUUGCCCUUGCUGUCAUGCGAUACCGCGUCGAGGAUAAAACCCUGGUGGCGGCCUUUUGGGAGAACUUUCGCUGGAUCCCCCUGCUCACGAUCUUCCUGGGGGGAAUUUCACUGCAUGUCUCUCAAGCCAUCCUGAGCCACCUCUUCGGUGUGGAUAUGAGCUGGGGGGCGACGAGUAAGGAGGCAACGGACACAAGCUUCUUCAAAGAGGUGCCCGUUAUCCUACGCAAGUUCCGCCUGACAUUUCUGUUCUGUGUUGUUAUGAGUCUGGGCAUGAUUGUCGUCGCGGGUGUUGGGCCCUUGGGUGCUCUGGUCCCGUAUGAUUGGCAGAUUUCUUUCUUCACCGCCAUCUGGCCCCUGGCAACCAUUGUUGGUUCCCAUGCAUUGUUGCCUCUGGUGCUUAAUCCGGGCUUGAUGCAGUUUACUUUUUGA
Exophiala dermatitidis NIH/UT8656 is the source of this 2784-nucleotide messenger RNA. RefSeq lists its product as uncharacterized. The transcript is spliced from 3 exons. Bases 1 to 2784 code for a protein of 927 amino acids. The record is from RefSeq and is a predicted model, not a curated record. NCBI's taxonomy places the organism in Eukaryota, Fungi, Ascomycota, Eurotiomycetes, Chaetothyriales, Herpotrichiellaceae.